Molecule: messenger RNA, 3120 nt
Organism: Liolophura sinensis
Lineage: Eukaryota; Metazoa; Mollusca; Polyplacophora; Chitonida; Chitonidae
Product: Golgi-associated plant pathogenesis-related protein 1-like
Exons: 4
Coding region: 423-1175 (250 amino acids)
Cellular component (GO): extracellular region
Source: RefSeq, a predicted model, not a curated record
UCUGGUCAGGUGCAGACGACUGCGUGGAUGUUCACUGACAAAGGAGCUGUACGAAUGAUGCUCUGCUCAUAGUGUAAGGACUGAGUCAUUUGGAUCUGCUGCACAAGUGAUGUUGUAGGGCAGUGGUCUGCCAGGCGAUAUUUCCACGCCAGCAGUCUCAUCGAAACACUUCUUAUGCUGAUUUGACGACAUCAUAUAAACUAAAGAUACCAUACUUCAUCGAGCCAUCCUGUUCUCUGCUAGAAUGGCGGGUAAUUCGCGAAAAGCAACUGCGUAAGUUAGCCGGAGAGCUACAGCCUCCCUUUACUGACUGAUCGCCCGCAUCGCCUUGUGCGUGUAUGCCUCUCUUUCAUACAGCAGUCUCAGCGUUCCAGUAGCCUGUGUACCGUUACGCCUGAGCUUUCUUAAGCUUCCAGAGCACUAUGGGUUGUACCUGCGGGAAAGGGUCCAAAACUGAGGAGACAGAAUUACAAGUAUCCGGGAGGGAAACCCGUGUUGUCAAAAAGACUACCAAGAUAGUCAUUGUCAAAGGGAAGAAACCAACCAAGCAUGUCGAAGUUACGUCAAGAGUAACAAGCUCAGGAGGGGCUACUCCGAGUAAAGGCAAAAGCAAAGCCAUUAAACUCGAUAAAACGACAAAUAAAGCAGGAAAGAAGGGAAAAGAACCGAAAAGCAAACAGAAAAAAGCGGAAAAGGCGAAGACAAAGAAAUCGGUGAAGGAAGAUGCGAAAGAAGGGCUGAAAGCACACAACAAUUACCGGGCAAAGCACAAAGUGCCGGGGCUCAAAUUGAACAGUGGGCUCAGCAAAGCGGCUCAAAAAUGGGCGGAAACUUUGCUCAAAACUAACAGGUUUGAGCACGCGGACAAGAAGUCCCGGCAGCACCGCGGGAAAUACGUGGGAGAAAACAUCGCUUAUUAUCAAGGAGGAGGGGACUAUAGCGCCGCAGAUGCCACGAAAAGUUGGUAUGACGAGAUUCAGAAAUAUAGUUUUAACGCACCGGGAACGCGGGCCGGCACAGGGCAUUUCACUCAAGUGGUUUGGAAGGCAACAAAAGAGUUGGGCAUUGGACGAGCCGAGGACCCGAAUACGGGCAAGGUGAUCAUCGUGGGGCGAUACUUACCCGGAGGCAACGUGGUGGGAAAAUACCAGGAAAAUGUACUUCGUCCCCGAUAAGUGAAGCUGGGAGGAUUUUCUUCUUAUUACAGCGCAUGCGCCGUUCUCGAAGUUCGCUCUACAUACAUCAUUACCACUGUUGGACAAGUUUGACCUUCGACGUCGUGCGACGCCCGUAGACUUGCUUAGGAUUAGUCCCACCACUAAUAUUCUCCUGGGGAACUAAAAUUAACAUGACGUUUGAAGAUUGGAAACAUGUUCGAUAUUUUCAAUAGAAAGGUAAUUCUUAUUUAAAGAGUAUUAAUAGAAACGAAAGUUGGAACAGAAAGUUUUUGGUUUACUCCCGGCCUCAUUACCGUAUUCCCAGUAACCUUAGCGGUGCUGAUAACUUCUGCGCAAACUUUUCUUUUGGUGUCAGCGAAUGAAAGUGAGCGAAGGGGAAGGUAUAUGCGCAAUGAGGAGUUUGCAUCCCCUCACCUGGAGAAAACGAGGCAAAAACAGUAAGAAGAGAUGAGCACACUUGAGAUUACGUCUUUCUAUCAACAACAAAUUGUGCUUCGUUGAGAUUAAUCGUUUUCACUGGAGUGUAUGUUUAUGAGCUCUUGUGCAUAGGUGUUGCUGUGAACACGUUAAAAGGAAAAGGGUUAAGAACAAAGAUUCCAGAACAGUACAGGUCUUCCUUGUCUUGGUAUGUGGAUCAACAGGAAAGUUGUUUCACUUCAUUAUACAAAUGCAAACAGAUUGGAUCAUCACCAAAAGGACUCAACAUGACACACCGUUCACUUGACUUGCACACUCGCUUCGAUACAGGAACAGUAUUUUAUAACUUUUAUUUCAAAAGUGCUAAAAUCAAUUAGCAUUCAAGCUGACAUGAAACUCUCAUUGUUUUUGCACGGUGUUUCCAGCGAACCAGAUCGUUUUAUAUUUACUUUGACAUAAAACCUCGUUUAGGUGGAAACGUUCGUCAGAAACCUGCGGAAGGUCGUGGGUUUUUGCCUGGGCUCUGCCCUUUUACAUCCCAUCAUAAUGCUGGCACCGUGGUAUAAGUGAAAUAUUGUUGAGUACGCCUUAAACACCAAUCAAAUAAAAAAAAAGAAUAACAUAAAACCUUUUUUUUACAAUACCUUAUUAUUUUGGACAUAACAUCAUGCUAAGAUUAAUUACUGCCGGUGUGCUGAUUAUAUCCCUUGUGUUGCGUUGCUUCAUCCGAAAUAUCACCAUAAUGCUGGCGGCUGUCGUAUAAGUGAAAUAUUCUUGAGUUCGCCGUAAAACGCCAUGCAGUCAAAUAAAUAAAUGACUCGAAAUAAAACAAUCCUAUAUCCGCUAUGACAUAAAACGUUUCUCACAGUGUCUUAAAGCUUUCGAUCAAACAAUGUGUACCAUUUUACUACUUAGCUAAUCAACACACCCGUAAUACUUUCAAUUUAGUGUGUUCUUAAGUCCGUCUGAAAAUUCAUAAUUGUAAUUUUGCUAGAUAACUUGUGCAUCCUAACGAAUUAGGAAGGAAACGACUUCCUUCAAUAUUAAUACAACUGAUAGUACUAAUCUAUUUUAAAACGUCCAAGAUUUGAGACGUAUCCUGAAACAUAACAAAUCUAACAACGCAUAGGUCUUUCUUCGCAAUACCUGUUCAAUAUUUUGGCAUCAAUUCCGAAAUAUUUUCCCCUUUUAAUACGAGAGUUCAUCCUUUUUACACUGCACAAAUGGGAAGUUACUGUGCAUAUCACAAAUAAAAUAUUUAGAUCUUUACACAAAAGCUCAUUCCGAAUUGUAUUUUUUUUUUAUUGUUCGAGGAGAUGAUAAAUUGGUGCCAGUGUACUUAGAGGAAGCACGUGGCCUGAGUGAGAUUCUGAGGAAAAUACUCUCCUGUUCUCGGUUAUAUCCAUUUUAUUUAACCUUAAUUAUUUUAUUAAAUUUAUUCAAGCUUUUGUGUGUUAUAUCAAACACGAAUUACUGGUGUUACUUUUUAUCAUUCAUUGAACUUCGACGCCGAAUAAAUUACAUA